GUUUCGACUUGAAGGUCAUUGCACGUGCUUCUUUCUUGGGGGUGUAGACACUCUUUUCGGGAAACUACUUUGACUCCCGCUGACUGAAUUUUAACCACAUCAGUUGCACUGAAUACAAAUUCGCGAAUAUUAAAAUCGAUUUCUUGUAUAUAAUAACCCUGUUGGUGCUCAUUUCCAUCAAGAAUUUGAAGUCAAAUGGCAAGUUUUUAAAUCAUGAUAAGUAAUCACUUCAAAUCAUUAUAUAAAACUGAGUCAAAGUUUUUGUAUUGAGCCGUCCACCGAAUUCUAUCGGAAGCGAGUGCCGAAAGGAGGCAUUUCUCAGCAAGAUCCAGUUUCUUUUUCUCCAUGUUUCUCUCAUUUGCUUUAUUUAUCCCUGUUCCUAGCUGCUCCAUUUUAUGUCUUCGAACGUCUCAGGAAGCCUAAUUCUAUAUUUUUCCAGUUGUAUAGCAGUGGUUCUAGGGCGGACUACAAUAUUAAAACAGUUGGAGAAGUGUGAUCUGAGUAUUGCAGAGAUUUCCCGGUACAGCAGACAGCUAAUUUUGCCCCAAUUCGGUGUUUCAGGUCAACUAAAACUACGUUCUGGACGUGUACUUAUUGUUGGAUGUGGUGGACUUGGUUGCCCAGCUGCAAUUUAUCUUGCUGCUGCUGGAGUUGGUACUAUUGCAUUAAUAGACGAUGAUAAAGUUGAGUUAAAUAAUCUUCAUCGACAAAUUGCACAUUCUGAGUCAACAAUAAAUAUGCCAAAAGUUAAUUCAUUAGCAAAUAGAUGCAAAGAAUUAAAUUCUACUGUAAAAAUAAUUACGCAUAAAACUCAUUUGGAUAAUACAAAUGCAAUUGAUAUAAUAAAAAAUUAUGAUAUUGUUAUGGAUUGUUCAGAUAAUCUUGCCACACGUUACCUUAUUAAUGAAGCUUGUGCUAUAACUGGACCUAAACCACUUGUUAGUGGUAGCGCUUUACGUUUAGAGGGACAAAUGACAGUAUAUCUAACGAAACAAAUCUUAUCUGAAGAAGAUAUAUCAUCAGGAAAUAAUCUUAUCUCAGAAUAUCGUGCUCCAUGCUUUCGUUGUAUUCAUCCUAUUCCUCCACCAGCAAAUAGUGUUCAAGGAUGUUCAGAAGCCGGUGUUUUUGGUGUUGUCCCCGGUAUAAUUGGAACUAUGCAAGCGGCUGAAGUUAUCAAAAUAUUAACUGGUGUGGGUGGUAAGUAA
Messenger RNA from Heterobilharzia americana, 1205 nucleotides. The record is from the annotation of a GenBank genome assembly. Lineage: Eukaryota; Metazoa; Platyhelminthes; Trematoda; Strigeidida; Schistosomatidae.